UGGACGCAGACAUAAACUUUAUGAGAUCGAUUUAAAAAAGAAAAGUCAACUCUCUUAACGUUCUCUGUUUUAAGUCCGCAUUUUUACCGGUUAUCGCGAGAGUUCCUCUCCUGAGAUGACGCUGCAGUGGACCGUCGUGGCGCUCUUCCUCUACGGGGAGAUGGGCAUCCUCGUCAUCCUCUGUCUGCCCUUCAUCUCCGCCAGGAGGUUCCAGAGCGUCUUCCAGCUGAACAUCUGGAGCAGCGUCACGAGGCUCUGGAACAAAGUGUUCCUCACCAUGAUCAUCGUCCUCGUAGUUCUCUUCCUGGACGCCGUGCGUGAGGUGAGGAAAUACUCCGCUAAAGACCUCAGCACCGACGCCAAGCUGCAGCCCAACAUGUACGACCACCUCCACAUGAAGCUGUUCCGGGCGCAGAGGAACCUCUACAUCUCCGGCUUCGCCGUCUUCCUCUGGCUGGUCAUGAAGCGCGUCGUCACCUUAAUCAACCAGCUGGCGUCGGCGUGCGGCGCGACGGCCGCCCUCCAGGCGCAGGCCGCCGACGCCACCCGGACCGCCAGGAAGUACAAGGAGAACAACGAGCUGCUGGAGCAGGUUCUGAAGGACGGGAAGGGAGAGAAGGCCGUCGCAGAGGGGAUGACGCUGCUGAGAAGAGAGGUGGAGAAGCUGAGUGAAGAACUGAGGAGCUCAGGAGAGGCACUGACGAAGUCUCGGUCCGACGGCGACGUGAUGAAGAAGCAGCUGGACGGCCUGACCCGGGAGUACGACCGGCUGCUGAGGGAACACCAGGAGCUCCAGAAUCUUCAAGACGGUGAAAACAAAAAAGACGACUAGUCAUUGCAAGAUGCUUAAAAGAUCAAAGUGUUUACACAGAAAAUUAACCCAAUCACGAGAGCGCGCCGGUCAUCACACACGGCUCACCUGAGACCUGUAACGCCUUCGCAUGGAGGCGGUUUAUCUGAAGGAGUAAUAUUGAUUUAAAAAGAAAGAUGCAGCCAGGAAGCGCGUCGCUUCGUGGUUUGUCGUCAGCCAGGUGAAUAUUAUAUUGUGGAGUGCAUGACUUUUCAGCAGCUGGAGCAGCGAUGAAUGUAUUUUGAUACUUGAGACGCCUGCUGCACCUUCUUUGAUCUGGUCCGUCACAUAUAUUUAUACGCCAUUUACAGUCACACUUCACAUGUUGUUGUUUUUUGCCAGUUGGUGAUCUUUCCACACGUUUGUUUUAUUUUGAUUUUUUCCCUCCUUAACUUGAAUUUGUAAACGUUGAAGGUGAAUAUGGAUAAAGACUGAAUACCUGUGGGAAUUUGAAAAAUUGCAUUCGACCACUUGUGAUUUCAUUUGAGGUUUAAAUGUCUUCAGUUCAAACUUUUGAAUGUCUAAACUGUCGUUUAUAUAUAUUCUGCAUAUGUGUUAUAUUUCCGUUAGCCACGCAGUCCCGUGUCACUGUGAAAGAGGAGAUGAGAUUGUAAUCACCAGAUGUUUAACUUUUUUUAAUUUAAUAAUCAAUGUGUUAUUGGGUUUACCUUUCUGGUAGAAAAAGAGAAAGUCCUAUUUAAAUGAUAUUCUGAUGUUUCUGAGCCUUUUUUUUUUAAAGCUACAGUGUGAAAUAAAGAAGCAUUCCUCUGUGA
Messenger RNA from Pseudoliparis swirei, 1623 nucleotides. RefSeq names its product B cell receptor associated protein 29 (gene bcap29). NCBI's taxonomy places the organism in Eukaryota, Metazoa, Chordata, Actinopteri, Perciformes, Liparidae. The coding region runs from base 116 to 832 and encodes 238 amino acids. Gene Ontology annotation, cellular component: endoplasmic reticulum membrane; endoplasmic reticulum. Gene Ontology annotation, biological process: endoplasmic reticulum to Golgi vesicle-mediated transport; intracellular protein transport. The transcript is spliced from 8 exons. The record is from RefSeq and is a predicted model, not a curated record.